Molecule: messenger RNA, 2102 nt
Organism: Dinoponera quadriceps
Lineage: Eukaryota; Metazoa; Arthropoda; Insecta; Hymenoptera; Formicidae
Gene: Patr-1
Product: protein PAT1 homolog 1
Exons: 9
Coding region: 99-2102 (667 amino acids)
Biological process (GO): deadenylation-dependent decapping of nuclear-transcribed mRNA; P-body assembly
Cellular component (GO): P-body
Molecular function (GO): RNA binding
Source: RefSeq, a predicted model, not a curated record
AAUGCCGUGUGUACGCAUGACCGCCAUGACAGCUGAUGCUCGUCGCAGUACUUGACGUUUGAUCAGAACAUGUUAUUUUGCAGAUUUCUUUCCCACAAAUGGCAGACUCUUUUUUCGGUUUUGAUACUACGCUUGGAGAUAGCGGUUUAGAGGACGGGUUGGAUUGUCCACUGGAAGAAGACGAUUUAGGUGAAGAAGAAGAAUAUGAUGCCUUGAAUGAUGAAACAUUCGGUCCCGAUGCUACAAUUGGCGAUUGGGAGAAGGAUCAUGAAAAACUCGCCGAAAUUACCGAAUCAAGUCGUCCGCAUAAUCAGAGUACGACAAGUAAGAAGAAUGGCGUUAACAUAGAUAUUCGGGAUAAUUUGUCGCAUUUGGUAUUGGAUGACAAAGUAGGAAUAGUUCCACGUCCCGGCGUAUGGAGUAGCCCUUCUGACCUAUCUCUUCCCAAAGCUCGUCCCCGUUUAUCUCUGCCAACUAACUUAAAAAAUGCCUGUACAGUGGAAGAGUUGGAAAGAGGGCUCAUUGCAAAUAGGCCGCCACCAGGUCUCAGUAAACCACAAACGCAACAACAGCAGAAGAAGCCUGAGGGUUCGCUUCUCUUUGAGGCUUUGUCUUUGAAUGAGAAACUUCAAAUUAAUGGCCUACCUCCACCGCUACGCUUUCCACCGGGAUUGGGCAUACCCGGAGCGCAUCCCAUGGUUUUACCUAACGUGAGACCACCUCCGCAAUUUAUACCACCUCCUAGAUUACUACUUAAUCAACCUGGAAAUAUGUUACGUUAUCCUGUACCGCAUUUAAUGUUGCCACACACAGUACAAAGGCAAACUCUUCACGGCUCCUAUGGAUUUCCUCAACCGCCACAUCCCAACUUAGGAGGUCCACAGUUCCUUCGGCCAGAUCACAUGAUGCCUCCAUUUUCUAAUAAUCAAACCAACCAUCAACAACAUCAACAUUCUUACUCACAUUCAAGCAAUCAGAGAAACCAGAAUAGACCUUAUCACCAUAACGAGCAACAAGGCGGACAUCAACCGUUUUUUAAAAAUAAUCAGUAUCUUCAUCGCAGUCAUGACAGAAGUAAUCAAAGACAUUAUCAUAAUCAACAUUACCCUCCGAGCAUUAAUGGUAUGAAUGCUUCAGGAGAGUAUGAUGAAUAUGCAGGUCUUAUGAGUAGUCGUGAAAAGCAAUGGUUAAUUAAUAUUCAACUGUUACAAUUGAAUACAAUUCAACCGUAUAUCGAUGACUAUUAUUAUACUGUGUUCUGUGAUAGACAGAAUAAACAACAUGCAAAUCAAGAACAAAAAGAUAGGAAGCACCAUAACAACAACGGAUAUCACAGAGAUCACAGAGAUUGGGAGGCAAACCCACCUCAGACCAUUUCAAGAUCAACAUACACGCCAGCUCAAUUUGAAAAUUCAUUGGGCAAACUUCAUUUUAGUAGUGUAACUGCACCACGUAAAAUUAUCGAUAUGGAUGUUGUACCAAAUAGCGACUCGCAGUCUACUCCCCAAUCGCAGCAGAAAGAUACUAAAAAAACACGGCAACUGCUUCUUGAAAUUGAGAGGCUGUACAUAGUACUAUUGAAACUUGAAGAUUUGAGCAAUCCUCUUGCUGUUAUCCCGGAACCGCAACAACAGCAAGAUGGGGAAGCUGAGACAAAUACAAAUAAAUCUGAACCGGAAUUAAUCGGCAUGAUGCUAUCGUCUCUACAACAAUUAGUACAAGAUGACAAAUUAGCUAGUAUGCUAAGUAUUCGAAAAGGAAAGACAUUAUUACUGCGUUUUUUACCUCAUUUGGAUGUAACAGAAUAUCAGGAGCAGUUAAGAGAAUUAUGGACUGCAAUAUUCAAAGGACUAGCUAUAAUAGGUCGUAGAGAUUGUCAUUUAUUAACAAACUUUUAUUCCGAAUAUCGAAGAUGGCUUAAUACUGUGAAAAGUUUUGAUACGAUACUCCGAUUAGCAAGAGCGCUAUCUGAUUCGGCUGUACAACCUGUCAAAAAUAACAGCUUAGCUUUUGCCCUUAUGAACAAGGAUUAUUCCUAUGGACGUUACGUGGAUCACAUGAUAUUGAACGAAAGGCAAACCAAACGAGUACUCGUAAAUUAA